AAUAACAACAGGUCUCCAUGGUUUACUACAUCUAUAUUAAGCAGCUCAGGAUUGUUAUUUAAUAAUAAUUUACUUACAGAGUUAACUUUUAGCAAUGAGGAACUAUUGUAUUUUUAAGUAAUGUAAACUCUGACGACGUUUCCUACAAUAAAGAAAGUGACUUCACAGCAGGCAAAGUCCACUUUCUUAAAGACAACAAGCUGGGAGCCACCAACUUGACCGAUCUCUAGCUUUUAAAGCACUUUUAUUAACGUUUUUUUGUUUUUGUUUAAAGUGGAUCUUAUCCUUAACUGGACACAGCUGUGGACACAAAGCGAUCACCAUGUUCCCUUUAGACUCGCCGUGGAACAUCUCCUUUGCAGGUUGCGGCUUCCUCGGUAUCUACCACGUUGGUGUGGCCAGUUGUCUGCUGGAGCAGGCUCCUUUUCUGGUACAAAACGCCAAACACAUAUAUGGGGCAUCAGCUGGCGCACUCACCGCCACUGCUUUGGUCACAGGAGUAUGUCUUGGAGAUGCUGGUGCAAGUAUCAUUGAGGUAGCCAAAGAGGCAAGGAAGCGGUUCCUUGGACCCAUGCAUCCUUCUUUUAACCUGGUGAAGAUUGUGCGUCACAUGAUGAGGCGCACUCUGCCAGACAACUGUCACCAUCAAGCCAAUGGACGGCUGGGAAUCUCUCUCACCCGGGUUUCAGAUGGAGAAAAUGUCCUGGUGUCUCAAUUCAACAGCAAGGAGGAGGUGAUACAGGCCUGUGUCUGCAGUGCCUACAUCCCAGUCUACUGUGGCUUCAUUCCUCCCACACUUCAAGGAGUACGAUAUGUUGAUGGAGGAAUUUCAGACAACCUGCCUCAAUAUGAACUGAAAAACACCAUCACAGUGUCCCCGUUCUCUGGAGAGAGCGACAUCUGCCCCAGAGACACCUCCACCAACAUCCAUGAAGUGCGCUUCACCAACACAAGCAUCCAGUUCACCCUCACCAACCUCUACAGAGUUUCCAGGGCACUCUUCCCUCCCGACCCAAUGGUUAUGAAAGCCAUGUGUAAACAGGGAUAUAAAGACGCUCUGCACUUUCUAGAGAGAAAUGGAUUGCUUAAUUUCAAUGGUCCUCAAAGAGACAUGCUAGCCAGUGGGGAAGUAAAUGAGGAUUGUGAUGAAGAGGAGGAGGAUGAUAAAAAGGAAGCCGAAGACAAGUCACACAUGGAAGAGAAAGCAGCGGGUGUUCAUGCUAGCUCCUCAUUAGAUGAGCAUAUUAUUGAGUGUCUUCCACCCACCCUGCACAAAGCCCUAGUUGAGGCCUGCAUGGAAAGGAGGAGCCUGGUUCAGUCGCUAGGCAACUUGCUCCCCGUCAGGAUGGCCUCAGCCAUGAUGCUGCCCUACACGCUCCCUCUGGAGUCUGCUUUGUCCUUGACUCUCAGACUCCUGGAGUGGCUGCCAGAUGUGCAGGAAGACGUGGGAUGGAUUAGAGAGCAGAUUUUUAAGAUUCUACAGCGUAUUCUUCGCCAGGCCUCCAGAAGCUUUUCCCAACAUGUAUCAGCCAGAUUGUUCUGCCAGCUGGAGCUGCACAACUACCAGUACCUCCCAUCCAGGUCCAGCUCCACCAGCCUGUUUCCCACCUGGGUGAAUGAGAGCAGCCCUUCAGUCCAGGAUGUGUUUGUGCGUCUCGAUCACUACAAGAAGCAGCUGUUGUCUGGAGUUCUCUGUAUCAACAUGGAUCUACGGGGCUCCUUCAAAACUGGAGGGAUGUCACCUGAUAAGAGUCAUCCAUCCAGCCUCUCCCAACAAGACUUCACUCUGCACAGAGGUUUUCUUGACAGUGGACGGGAUGGCAAUGCAAAUAAAACAUUAAGCAGAUCAAAGAGUUUUUGGUAGAAGUGUGGUUACUCUAAAUGCAGAAAUAUUUAGCAAGAACUUAAAUCAGAUUUUAGUGUCUGAUUUUUCCUUCACACUGAGAUAUUUUUAAGCUGCAGAGAACAUUUUUUUGUAAUCUAACCAUCCUCUCUGUCCAGUGUUUAAAAACAAGGAUCAUUUACUAUAUUCUCACUUACUGGAUGAUAAAUAAUUGCCUGACCUUGAAAUAACUCUUUGGCUACACCACAGUCAGGCAGCGUUCAGUAAGUCUACAGAUGGACAUGUAAACUUUACAUGUGUAGUCAGUCAUGCACAAACUUGAAUUACAGGAUGUUAGAAAGAAAAAACAGACUCGAAGUAGCACAUUAGAUAAAGCGAGUGUUUAUGCUUAAGUGGAAUGUAGUCAGACCGGGGGUGUAGCAGCGAUGUCCUGCUUUAAGUUACUUUUGGCACACAGGAAGCACAGGACAAGACAAAAAACAGGGGAGGUGGUUUGCUGCAAGUAGUUACUCCAUUUACAUGAUGCAAGUGUCAAUGCACUAGUGUAGAAUAAAAACUCACUGUAUGUUUGUUUUAACAUAUGUAUUAAUGCACAUCUUAAUAAUUUAUGUGUCAAAAGCCAAAUGCUUAUUCCAGUCACACAAUGUCACCAUCUUGAUUUUCAAGUUUCAGCUUAUUUUGAAUUCAUUUUUCAACUAUGUUGUUUUGAAUUGCUGCUUCAAAUCACGUUUUGAAUGUUUGAUGUUAAAAUUACAUUUUUAAUGGAUUUGAUUUUUGAUUAAUCGUAAAAUCAUUGUUGAUUGAAUUGCAUUUUUUCUACAUGUGAUAACUUACCUGCUGAAAUUCUUCUCGUUAAGUGUUUUUCUUGCAUUUUCAUUGUGUGAUUAAGUCACGUCUUGUCACUUAAAAUUCAAUGCCGUAUUAACAAAGUCAAUAAUGUGUUUAAGAUGUCACUAGUUGGCAUUUUAUUUAUGUGAUCAUGAUAUAAACUGGGAUUCGAUCUUUCAAGAACUGCUUUGUCAGCUGCAAAUGUAAAUGUACCGUAGCAGUGAAAUUACAUUACGACUGUACUGUUUUUGUGUACGAUAAAAUAUAUAAUAAAACAAGAUAAAUUAUUUAAAA
This is a messenger RNA of Melanotaenia boesemani (Boeseman's rainbowfish), 2965 nucleotides long. It is a transcript of the gene pnpla2, whose product is annotated as patatin-like phospholipase domain containing 2. Gene Ontology annotation, molecular function: triacylglycerol lipase activity. The record is from RefSeq and is a predicted model, not a curated record. Gene Ontology annotation, biological process: lipid homeostasis; positive regulation of triglyceride catabolic process; triglyceride catabolic process. Lineage: Eukaryota; Metazoa; Chordata; Actinopteri; Atheriniformes; Melanotaeniidae. The coding region runs from base 323 to 1864 and encodes 513 amino acids. Gene Ontology annotation, cellular component: cytoplasm; lipid droplet; membrane. The transcript is spliced from 9 exons.